Neolamprologus brichardi is the source of this 1140-nucleotide messenger RNA. RefSeq names its product glutathione peroxidase 8 (putative) (gene gpx8). The record is from RefSeq and is a predicted model, not a curated record. Gene Ontology annotation, biological process: response to oxidative stress. NCBI's taxonomy places the organism in Eukaryota, Metazoa, Chordata, Actinopteri, Cichliformes, Cichlidae. Gene Ontology annotation, molecular function: glutathione peroxidase activity.
GAAGGAGAGCCCCAGUUCAAGCCACGGUUUGCUCUUUCCCCUCCAAGAUGGAGGCUUUGGGAGGUUAUCCUACCAGGUCCUCCAACCCAAAAGCGAAAAAGUUAACUGUGCUGUUGAGCAUGACGGUGGGUGUGGGGUGUUUAUUUCUUCUGCAAACCCAGCUGGUGAAACCCAGAAAACCGAAGGAUUUUUAUUCUUUCGAGGUGAAGGACGCGAAAGGGAGGACGGUUUCUCUGGAGAAGUACCGAGGAAAAGCGUCCUUAGUUGUAAACGUGGCGAGUUACUGCCAGCAGACGGAGGCGAACUACAAGUCUCUACAGGAGCUCCACCGGGAGCUGGGCACCUCUCACUUCAACGUCCUGGCCUUUCCCUGCGGACAGUUCGGGGAUACGGAGACCGGAACCAGCCGGGACAUCGAGGUUUUCGCCAAGUCAGCCUACGGCGUUACCUUUCCUUUCUUCAGCAAGAUCAAAAUAAUGGGAUCAGAGGCUGACCCUGCUUUCAAAUUCCUCACAGAUUCUGUGAAGAAAAUUCCAAAGUGGAACUUCUGGAAGUUUCUGGUGAACCCAGAAGGGAAGGUGGUUCGAUUCUGGCGAACAGAGGAGCCCAUGGAAAGCAUCAGAGAAGAGGUCACAGCGAUGGUGCGGGAAAUCAUCCUAAAGAAACGAGUGGAGCUAUGAUGGCCCCUAGUGAUCGGUACUGGACAUAGCACUGCUUUAUGUCUGUGUUUCCUGAGCUGUGGCAGCCAGGAAGAACUGAACUGUUGACAGUGAGUGUUGCUUGGAGAGGGUUGUCGUUCCAGAAAGAUGCAAGAUGAAAAUAUCAGGCAAUCACCGUGAUGCAAUGCAAGUCAGAGUGUGUGUGCGUGUGUAAAUGAGUGUAUGUGGGGAAGUUUAUUCUGUGGUCAAUGAUGAGCAUUUCUUAUAAUGACCACUGCUGCAGCUGCAGUGGUUAUUUAGCUUUUCAGUUGUUGGCAUUUUGAAAUGUUCAGCUUUCCUUCUUUUCAUCUCUCCAGUGUUUACAUUAAAAUCUUUUUUUAAGAGGAAGCAAAUUAAUUGAGCCUGAUUUGACUGAUUUGAGCCCAGCAAACUGUGCAGCAUCUAUCCAACAAUAAAAUGCUCUCAUAAGUAUUUGAUUUAA